Molecule: messenger RNA, 2456 nt
Organism: Solea senegalensis (Senegalese sole)
Lineage: Eukaryota; Metazoa; Chordata; Actinopteri; Pleuronectiformes; Soleidae
Gene: ift54
Product: TNF receptor-associated factor 3 interacting protein 1
Exons: 17
Coding region: 159-2045 (628 amino acids)
Biological process (GO): intraciliary transport; regulation of microtubule cytoskeleton organization; cilium assembly
Cellular component (GO): ciliary basal body; centrosome; intraciliary transport particle B
Molecular function (GO): microtubule binding
Source: RefSeq, a predicted model, not a curated record
AGGCGCAGUACUCAGUAGUGAUGCACUGUGGGAUAGCAUAAUGUCGACAUAGCAACCAGGCGACAGAGCCACCAAACUACUUUUCCUCCCCCGUUUCGGAUUUGUUUUGCUGGGCUUUUCUGUGUUUAAGUUGCUUUGCUUUGCUCUUGACUGGUGUCAUGAACGCGGCGGUGGUGAAAAAGACCCAGGACUCGCUGGGCAAAGUGAUAAGGAAACCGCCGCUGACGGACAAACUGCUAAACAAGCCUCCGUUUCGUUACCUCCACGACAUCUUCAGUGAGGUCAUCAGGGCCACUGGUUUUAUGAAAGGCCUGUAUGGAGAGAAUGAGAUGAAGUCAGAUAAUGUUAAGGAUAAGGAUUCCAAGAUAGCCUUCCUCCAGAAAGCCAUAGAUGUCGUAAUGCUGGUGAUGAGCGAGCCCUUGGCAGCCAAGCCAGCACGUAUCGUGGCCGGCCAGGAGCCAGAGAAAACCAAUGAGCUGCUGCAGGCCAUCGCCAGGUGCUGCCUCAACAAGUUGUCCAGUGACGAUGCAGUUAAGCGAGUACUUGCAGGGGAAAAGGUGGACAUUAAGACCAAAGCCAGCACCUCCAGGUCCCAGGACAAGGAGAACAGGGAAGGACGUGAGCGUCAUUUGGACAAAGACGAAAAGAAAAAGAUAACGGAGCGCAGUGGAAGUCGUGACCAGAAGGACCCAGACCAGCCUAAAGAGCAGGAGAGUCAGCACAGAGACAGAGAAAAAGAGCACCAACGGGACAGGGAGCGCUCUGACAAACGCCACCGCAGUGAACAGGAUCGCGACAAAGACAAGAGUCGAGACCGGGAAAGAGAGCGAGACAAAGGACGAGCCAAAGACAAGGUGAAGGACCGAGAGAGGGACAGAGAACGAGAAACGGACAAGGAGAAGGGUAAAGAGCGAGACAAGACAAAGGAGAGGGAUUCCCGCAAAGAUGUGGAAAGAGACAAGGAAAAACGAAGAGACAAAGAGCGAGAGAAAGACAGAGAGCGUCACAAAGAGGGGGAAGAGAGGAACAAAAUUAUGGAGAAUGGCAAUAACAAGACCAAAGUAUCAGAGGAACCAGAGCAAAAACCCAGCUCCCAGGAGCCCAGCACAACAGCCAAACCUGAUCAAAAACCAACAGAAGAGCCUGCAGAAGCAGUUGAAAACCAGUCACUGUCCGACAGUCCUGCUAGAAUACCUCGACCUUCAUCUGCCAAAGGGCAGAGGCGGAAACCCAAAAUUGGAGGCCAAGAUGAAUCUGACAGUGAGGGAGAUGGAGAUGCACCGUUAGCAGAUGUUUCAGGCUUCUCCGUGCCAUCUGACAUGGCUUCGAGCAACAGACGGAUGGCGCGACCUAGCAGUGCUCGCCCUGCACCUCCUCGAGUCAAGAGACAGGAGAGUUACACUGAUGGGACCACAGCGGAGAGAUUGUCUAGUGCCAAGCCGCCAGCACCGGUUAUCAUAGAUGGGAAGAAGCUGUCAGAGGAUGAAGAUGAGCAAUUUCUUGUGGAGGAGGCUGCAGCUCCUCCCUCAGAAGCUCCUGAGAUGGAAAUGGAUCCUGCACGAGAGCUCGACGGCGAAGAGAAACAUGGUGGUCUUGUGAAAAAGAUCCUUGAGACCAAGAAAGACUAUGAACUGUCACCAUCCUCCCCCAAAUCUAAACAGCAGAAAUGGGUGUCUGAAGCAGCGAGGAAGGAGGAGCGGGACAUUGUGAUAAGGGACAUUGAGCGCGUGCGCUCGUCCAUCCAGACUGUGUGCCGAAACUCCCUGCCUUUGGGUAAGAUCAUGGACUAUUUCCAGGAGGACAGGGACGCCAUGCAGGCCGAAUGGUACACAUGGCAACAGGAGAACAAGGAGCUCGCCCAGGCCUUGUUGGAGGAACAGAGAGCCACAGACCUGGCUUUGGACCCUCUCAAAGCAGAACUGGCUGAGCUGGAACAGCAGAUCAAGGACCAGCAGGACAAGAUUUGUGCUGUAAGAUUCAACAUACUGAAGAAUGAAGAGAAGAUCCAGAAGAUGGUGACGGGAAUCAACUCUUUCAAAACCUGAAGUGAGAAACAACGUCUAAAGAACAGAAAAAAAAGAAACACUUUUAUAAAUGCACUGAAGUCUAUUGUAGUCGUGAACAGAUUGUCUUAGAGAGAGAGAUCAUGAGGGAUGAGACCAAACUUUGAUAUUUGAACAGGAAGUGGACUUAGACAGAUGACUAUAUGGAUAAAUUAAACUGAUCUUCCUGCUCUGCACACCACCCUAACCCCAGCAGUUCCUCCUCUUCUGUAACGGUGCCUUUGUAGAUUGAGCCAUUGCUCAGCUCACGAGAGUUGGACCAAAUUAUUGCAUUUGAUGCUUGACAUUGCCACACAUUCAGAUAUGAUUAGGUAUUAAUCAGGUUUCAAAAUGUACUUCCACAUUUUCAAUAAUAAUAAUGAUGAUAAUAAUAAUAAUAAUAAUAAUAAUAAU